ACAGACCCUGGGACCACAGCAGCCACUGAAGAGUUGAGUCUGUGGAGUGGACUGAAGCAGCAUAAGUCACCACAGGUUCUUGAGACAUGACUCCUGCUGUCUUUGUGGUGAUUCUGUGCUUUGGACUGGCCUUAGGUGCUUCAGUACAUGAUCCUAAUUUGGAUGCUCAAUGGGAAGAAUGGAAGGAGAAAUAUAAAAAAAAUUACAGCCCGGAGGUAGAAGCAGUGAGAAGAGCAAUAUGGGAAGAAAAUAUGAGAAUUGUCAAACUGCACAAUGGGGAGAAUGGUCUGGGAAAAAAUGGCUUCACCAUGGAACUGAACUCCUUUGGUGACCUGACUGGUGGAGAAUUCAGAAACCCAAUGGCUGAUAUUCCAGUUCCAGCUGCCCUGACAGUGGAAAGAAAAGACAAAAAAAUAGUUGAUGGUCUACCCAAAUUUAAGAACUGGAUAAAUGAAGGCUAUGUGACUCCUGUAAGAAACCAGGGUACAUGCGGCUCUUGUUGGGCUUUUGCUGCAACUGGUGCCAUAGAAGGACAGAUGUUCUGGAAAACUGGCAAACUCACCCCUCUGAGUGUGCAGAACCUAGUGGACUGUUCUGAGAAGCAAGGAAAUAAAGGUUGUGCUCAGGGCAGUGCAUUCCGUGCCUUCAUGUAUGUUAAUGAAACUAAAGGUCUCCAGGAUGAGAUUUCCUAUCCAUAUGAAGGAAAACAAGGAACCUGCAGGUACAAUAGUUCGAAUUCUAGAGCGUAUGUCACAGACUUUAGGCUCCUCCCACAGAAUGAAAUUUACUUACUGGUUGCUGUAGCAUCAAUAGGGCCCGUCGCUGCAGCAGUUGAUGCUUCCCAGGACUCUUUCAGGUUCUACCGUGGAGGUAUUUAUUAUGAGCCAAAAUGCAGUCAGUAUUCUGUGAAUCAUGCAGUUUUGGUAGUUGGUUAUGGAUAUGAAGGAAAUGAGACAGAUGGCAAGGAUUACUGGCUGAUCAAGAACAGCUGGGGUGAAAAUUGGGGCAUGAGAGGCUACAUGAAGAUUGCCAGAGAUCGUAACAACCACUGUGGAAUUGCUUCACAAGCUUCCUUUGUUGAUAUAUUCUGAACUGCCUGGUAGCCACAAGGCAGGACAUGGUGAAGACAGCAUUUAGUGGAGUGCAUUCCAAUUCAUAGUGACCAGCCAUUGCUGAGUGUAUUCAACAGUUCAGCUGAUGAAGUUCCACAUUGUGGUGUGGAUUCUGAAACUUGCUUGCUCUAUUUCAACAUUGCAAUUACUGUAAUUAAUGCUCUGUAUGGAUGUGUCUUCAUGAUUACUACAGCAACUUGAGUUUCACUUUUAAUUUUUGUGCGAAUUGUGUCUUUUAGAAAGGUUAAAUUCAAAUAUAAUUUCUAGCUUCUUUCUGC
Messenger RNA from Meriones unguiculatus (Mongolian gerbil), 1390 nucleotides. RefSeq names its product cathepsin J. The record is from RefSeq and is a predicted model, not a curated record. The transcript is spliced from 8 exons. Lineage: Eukaryota; Metazoa; Chordata; Mammalia; Rodentia; Muridae. The coding region runs from base 87 to 1091 and encodes 334 amino acids. Gene Ontology annotation, biological process: immune response. Gene Ontology annotation, cellular component: lysosome. Gene Ontology annotation, molecular function: cysteine-type endopeptidase activity.